AUGGCACCAAAGAAGGCGAAGAAGACCACCGACAGCAUCAACUCGCGCCUGGCGCUUGUGAUGAAAUCCGGCAAAGUUACUCUAGGCUACAAGUCAACUCUCAAAUGCCUUCGAUCUGGAAAAGCUAAGCUGGUCAUCAUUGCCGGCAAUACUCCUCCUCUCCGCAAGAGCGAACUUGAGUACUACUCCAUGCUCUCAAAGACCAACGUCCACCACUUUGCUGGAAACAACAUUGAAUUGGGCACUGCUUGCGGAAAGCUGUACCGCUGCUCCACCAUGGCUGUUCUUGAUGCUGGUGACUCUGAUAUCCUCGGCGCCGCUUCAUAA
Messenger RNA from Fonsecaea erecta, 327 nucleotides. RefSeq names its product 60S ribosomal protein L30. NCBI's taxonomy places the organism in Eukaryota, Fungi, Ascomycota, Eurotiomycetes, Chaetothyriales, Herpotrichiellaceae. The coding region runs from base 1 to 327 and encodes 108 amino acids. The transcript is spliced from 3 exons. Gene Ontology annotation, molecular function: structural constituent of ribosome; RNA binding. Gene Ontology annotation, cellular component: cytosolic large ribosomal subunit. The record is from RefSeq and is a predicted model, not a curated record.